CCAAGAUUCAAGGCUUUAAUUAUUAGUUUUCAUUUUUCCCCCAGGGAUUUCUUUGCAAAAUCCAGAAUUCCACUGAUAUUCCUAGCCGUUUCUGCCAAAAGCCUCCUGCCUCUCUUUCUCCUGCUAUCCUGAGAAGCAUGAAGCUUGGAACUGCAAUGAAGUGCGUAGAAGGACACUCAUGUUCUCUUCACUUAAUUAUUCGGGGGGCACUCUACCUUAGUGGAAAUAUCCAUGGAAUAGAAAUGUGUUCUCUCUCCAUGGACACUCAGAGUACUCAGUGUGUGAAUGUGAGGAUUUCCGGACAGGCACGUGCAAAACUUCCUGGAAGGAAGGUGAAAGUGCAGUAUAAUUGCUUUGAAGUCCGUGAAGGGCAACAAGUUCAAGUGACCAUGAGAACAGUUCCAAAUUAUUGUGGAAUCCAACGCAGUCGAAAAUAUCAUGUUGAAGAUUGCAGGAACAGUGAUGUGGAGAAAAAUAUUCCAGCCUGUUUUGCUGUAGCAAUCAAAUAUGAUGUGGAUAAAAAAAAUCAAAUCAUAUUGGUGACUCUUUUAAAUGCUCAAGGCACAGAUUAUUAUGUUCGUUUAUGCCAUCAGUGGUUUGCGUGUCAGGAUGUGGGGGCAGUCACCUUGGUUCAUGAGAAGGACUUGUUGAAACCAGUUUCUUUACAUUAUACCCAAAUGCUGCCAUGUUUGUGCAUUGAGGCAUGGCCAGCAAUUCCAGAUGCAAGGAGACGGCGGUUGUGCCCAUUCAAAAAUGAUACCGAGGCCCUGUGGGAUAACAACAUUGUAUAUAUUUCCCGCACAAAAACUUUGUCCUGGGAAGCUGCCUGUCCUGUUAACGUUACUGUCAGCCUUUGCCAGCGAAAGGAGACUAAUGGUGAAUGUGUUGAUAUUGAAAACACUUCAAAGACAGUUCAAGAUAAAGUAACAUAUUCUGUGGAUGCGCAUCCAGCUCUUUGCAUGAAGUUUACUACUCAUCAUGGAUCUUGGGUUAGAUGCCCAUUCACUCAAGGAGCUGCUCAAGUUUGGAAUAUGAGACUUGAUGUGAUAGAUGAACAGAUACAAGUUUCCUUCAUGUCAAUGACUGCGGCACAGUUUUCAGUUCAUGUCUGUAAUAAGUCUGAGUUGUCUUCGUGUGACCCUGCUGGAAAGCACCAAUCAAUCUCAGUGGAUGGCGCAAAUUCAACAUUUGUCAACAUUUCAGGGAAAACAUGUGGUUCAAACAUUUGCAUUCAGGGAUGGAGGACAGAUGUAGAUUAUUCUAUUCCUACACACAUCUGUGACAUGCCCUGCAACUCUUUGAUUCAGAAUCAAGAAAGUUAUGAGAAUGCCUUCAGCAUCUUAUCUUUAGCAGCAGUACUUGUCAUAGCUGUAAUCAUGACGGCAAUCCUUGGACUUAAACUUUCAUCAGUUUUCCAGACAAAGGGACAUGAAGGGAAAAAUGGAGUAACUUUCAAAACACAAAGAAUGAAGAUGAUCCAUUCUUCACAUUGACAAGGAAAAGCAACGGAUUAAACAAAAUGCUUCCAAUCUCUUUAGCAAUGUCACAG
Messenger RNA from Hemicordylus capensis (graceful crag lizard), 1549 nucleotides. It is a transcript of the gene IL17REL, whose product is annotated as interleukin 17 receptor E like. The transcript has 17 exons. Gene Ontology annotation, molecular function: interleukin-17 receptor activity. The coding region runs from base 138 to 1493 and encodes 451 amino acids. NCBI's taxonomy places the organism in Eukaryota, Metazoa, Chordata, Lepidosauria, Squamata, Cordylidae. The record is from RefSeq and is a predicted model, not a curated record.